AUGCGCCUCCGGGCGCUGGCCCUGGUGCUGCCGCUGGCGUGCCUCGGCGCGCCGCCCUGCGGCCCCGGCGGCUACGGCGGCUGCGCCGCCGUGCGGUCGAAGCCGGCGACGGAGCGCGUCGCCGUGCUCCUGACGGGCCUCGUGCGGACCUUUGAUAUUGUGCACCCGCGGCUCCGCGCCGAGCUCGUCCUGCCCCUCGAGGCGCGCGGCGCGGCCGUCGACGUCUUCGUGCAGACGUCCGCCGCGUCCACAUGCGGACUGCGAGACGUGCAGAACGACGCGUGCCCGCGCGCGGCCUUCAAGGGCCUGCGGUCGCGGCCCGACGGCGCCGCCGUCGUCGCCGCGGCGGCCAACGCGACGACGUCGACGGGCCGCCUCGCGGCCGCGAUCGAAAAGCUCGCGCGGCCGAACUUGCGGCUCGACUUCGGCGCGAACGCGAGCAUCGAGCGCGAGGUCGAGCGCAUGGCCGUCGACGCGGCGUUGGACAUCAAGGAGAAGGGCGACCUGAACAACAACUACGAGCGCCACAAGAACGAGCUCUACAAGGCGCACCAGUACUGGCGCAUGGACCGCGCGCGCGUCGCGGCGUUGGCGUUUGCCGCGGGCGACUCCGCGGGCGCCGGCGGCCCGCCGGGCGCGGCCUGGGGUUCGCCCUUCAACUACACGACGAUGGUCUGGCUCCGGCCAGAGCAGGAAAAGAGUGAUUCAAGUUCGCUUCAACAUGAGCUCCGCCUCGACGCGCUCUUGAACGCGCGGCCCGGCCGGUCGAACGUCAUCUCCCUGGACCAGGACGACAAGCGGCACAGGUCGGAGGAGGAGACCUUCAAGUACUACGUGCCGCCGGCGCGCGGCGCGGAGUUGCCCCCCGCCGGCGCCGCGACGCUCCUGGCGGUGCCGGGCAGCUUCGGCCGCCGCGCCGCGUUCAGCAACCGCGACUACGACUGGUGCGUCUACGGCCCGCCGGCCGUCUUCGCCGUCUGGACGGCCCAGUGGAAGCUCGCGGACGUGCCCUGCGCCACAGUCUGGGCCGGCUGCGCGGGGCCCGAUCGAAGCCCGCCGCCGCGGUUCCCGAGGCUCUCGGGCGACCCGAACCUCUGGAACGGCGACGUCUGCACGAACGAGCCCUUCGAGUGCCGCCUCGCCGCGGCCAUGGACGCGCGCAACUUCACCUUCGAGUUCGCCAAGUCGCCCCGGGGCGAGCCGGAGCUCGUCGCCGCGAUCGCGCAGAACACGUUCGGCGCGCCCGGCGGCAUCGACGAGAUGCUCUACUGCGAUGGCGACGUCGAGGGCUACGACCGGCGCAAGGCGACGCCCAUCGUCGGCGACCCGAUCCGCGAGGCCGGCCGCGCGAAGCUCGUCGCGCAGAUCCGCGCGGACCACACCCGCGAGGGCCUCGUCGCUGCCGCGCGCGCCGCCGCGCCGGCGACGAAACCCGCGCGGCGCCGCGCGCGGCCCGCGAAGCGCGCGCCCCCGCGGGACCCGCGCCUCGAGGCCCGGGCGCAGCUCCUGCGGCGGCUCUUCGACGAGCUCGUCGACCCCGCGGCGCGCCGCGCGGCGCACGAGGCGGCCGCGGCGCGGAGCCUCGCGCUGUGGGAAUCGAAGGCGCCGCGGCUCUCCGAGGCCGAGGCCCUGCGGCGGUCCAUCGUCAACAACUCGACGGUGCACCGCGUCUACGGCGCCCUCGGCGGCGCGCGGCGCCGGCCCCUGGACCGCGGGACGCUCGGCGCGUUCUUCGGCAACGAGCUCGCGACCGGCGGCCACCGCCUCGACGACAGGCAGGUCGACUGGGUCCACGCGGCGCUGACGCACGCGGCGGCGGCGAACGAGGGCGGCGAGGCCUUCACGCCCGGCGAGCUCAAGGAGGCCGUCGAGCGCGCGGACCGCGACGCGGACGUCGCCGCGGCGCGCUCCGGCGGCAAGGCGACGCGCGGCCGCGGGUCCUGGGUCUACUCCGCCGCCGCGUGGCUCGCCCGCGUCGACGUGCCCCUGGACGCGUUCCUCAAGGCCGCGGCGGCGUCGCCCAUCUGCGCGUCGGACGCGGACCUGGCCGCGUGCCGCCGCGCGUUCGUCGCAUCCCCCGAGCUCGCGGACGCGUUCUGCCGGACCUACGACUUCGCGACGCCCGUCGUCGACGCCAUCGUCGACGACAGCCACGUGCCGCUCUACGAGGACUGCCUCGCGCCCGCGACGCACUGGGACGCGCGGCGCGUCGCCGCGAGCCAGCGGCGCCUCUACGGCGCGGCGGCGUGCGCGGCGCCGUUUCGAAACGGCGAGCGCGACGCCAGGGCCAAGGCCGACGCCGCGGACCUCGCGCGCUACCUCGACCUCGCCAUCUGAAUAAGGAGCACUCACUCGUG
Molecule: messenger RNA, 2357 nt
Organism: Aureococcus anophagefferens
Lineage: Eukaryota; Pelagophyceae; Pelagomonadales; Pelagomonadaceae
Exons: 5
Coding region: 1-2337 (778 amino acids)
Source: RefSeq, a predicted model, not a curated record